AUAUUUCUCAAUCAAAUUAAGGAUUUUCUCUCCAUACUCUGUACACUAUAUUAUUAUCACUUUCUAUUAACACUGAACUAAUACAAAUGUCAUGGCAUUCAUAUAAACCCAAAUCUUUUUGAAGUACUUCCUGUUAAGUAUUAGCUUUGAUUUCUCAACAGUUUAUAGCAUUUGAACACUAUGGGUCAAAGGAAUAACACGCAAGUGUCCAGCUUCAUCCUUCGGGGGCUGACAGAUUCUGCAGGGAUCCGGCUGGCCCUCUUCACGCUGUUUCUCCUGAUAUACCUGAUCACCAUGGUGGGGAAUGCGGGGAUGAUACUGAUAAUCCGCCUGGAUCUCCAGCUUCACACCCCCAUGUAUUUUUUCCUCAGUCACCUCUCAUUCCUUGACCUCAGUUACUCAACUGUCAUCACCCCUAAAACCUUAGAGAACUUACUGACCUCCACCAAGUCUAUUUCACGGAUGAACUGCUUCACUCAGAUGUACUUCUUUGUCUUCCUGGGUGCUGCUGAAUGUUUCCUUCUCUCCUCAAUGGCCUAUGAUCGCUAUGUAGCCAUCUGCAACCCUCUGCAUUACCCCAUAGUUAUGUCCCUGAGACGCUGCUGCUUCCUCAUCCUUGGGUCCUAUUUGAUUGGCUUUCUGGACUCCUUUGUCAAUGUCCUUUGCAUAAGCAGAUUGCAUUUCUGUGAAUCCAAUAUAAUCCAGCACUUCUUCUGUGACACAUCCCCAAUCUUAGCCCUGUCCUGCACUGACACACAUGACAUCAAAAUCAUGAUAUUCAUUGUCGCUGGCACCACCCUAAUGGUGUCUCUUAUCACAAUAUCUGUGUCCUAUGUGUUCAUCCUGUCUACUGUCCUGAAAACUAAUUCCACCUCCGGAAAGCAAAAAGCCUUUUCUACCUGUGGCUCGCAUCUCCUGGGAGUCACCAUCUUUUAUGGCACUAUGAUUUUCACUUAUUUGAAACCAAGUAAAUCUUACUCCUUGGGAAAGGAUCAGGUGGCUUCUGUUUUUUAUACCAUUGUGAUCCCCAUGCUGAAUCCAUUCAUUUAUAGUCUUAGGAACAAAGAAGUAAAACAUGCUUUCUGUAGAGUCACUCAGAAGAGAGAGGGAUCCAGGCAAUUAAAAUAA
Messenger RNA from Camelus dromedarius (Arabian camel), 1128 nucleotides. Its product is annotated as olfactory receptor 8H1-like. Lineage: Eukaryota; Metazoa; Chordata; Mammalia; Artiodactyla; Camelidae. Gene Ontology annotation, cellular component: membrane. Gene Ontology annotation, biological process: sensory perception of smell; G protein-coupled receptor signaling pathway. Gene Ontology annotation, molecular function: olfactory receptor activity; G protein-coupled receptor activity; odorant binding. The coding region runs from base 181 to 1128 and encodes 315 amino acids. The record is from RefSeq and is a predicted model, not a curated record. The transcript has a single exon.